This is a messenger RNA of Aspergillus ochraceoroseus IBT 24754, 1309 nucleotides long. RefSeq names its product protein phosphatase regulator SHP1. The record is from RefSeq and is a predicted model, not a curated record. Gene Ontology annotation, cellular component: cytosol; nucleus. Gene Ontology annotation, biological process: nuclear membrane reassembly; membrane fusion; Golgi organization. The transcript is spliced from 3 exons. Bases 70 to 1194 code for a protein of 374 amino acids. Gene Ontology annotation, molecular function: ubiquitin binding. NCBI's taxonomy places the organism in Eukaryota, Fungi, Ascomycota, Eurotiomycetes, Eurotiales, Aspergillaceae.
CUCUCAUUUCACCUGUCUGACUUGCGUUCCCUCAACUUGAUAGCUUCAGGUCCCUCAUUCUAUACAAUCAUGGACCCUACCGAUCGUGAUGAACUGAUCUCUCAGUUCUGCGCCAUGACCAGAGCGGGCGCUGACCAGGCCCAGGAGUAUCUCGCAACCAAUGGAUGGGAUCUUGAAGCGGCAGUGACGGAGUUUUAUGCGGAGCAAGACGAGACUUCCCAUGAAACCAGCCCGGCUGAGGCGAGCGGCUUUGGCGCUCAACCAGAACCAUCCACGUCGGCCCAGUCCUCGUCGCGCAGACAGCCUCAAAAGAAGUUCGCAACGUUGGGCGACCUUGCCUCCGCCGUUGGCGGAGAUAGCUCCGAGGAGGAUGAUAAUGUGAACCAGGACUUCUUUGCUGGCGGGGAGAAAUCUGGACUAGCUGUCCAGAACCCAGACGACAUUAAGAGAAAGAUCCUGGAAAAGGCUAGAAAAACCAAACUCCCCGCAUCUGAUGAUUCCGAGCCGAGACCAUCCUAUUUUACUGGCACUGCCCGCACACUAGGUGGCGAAGAUAUGCCCAGCAGGGUCAUUGAAGCUCCCAGCGCACCUGCCGAAUCGCAAAUCCCACAACGAGUACAACGAACCCUACACUUUUGGGCGGAUGGAUUUUCCGUUGAUGAUGGCGAGCUGUAUCGGUCCGAUGACCCUCGAAACGCCGAGAUUCUCAACAGUAUCCGACAGGGCCGUGCGCCGCUCGCCAUCAUGAACGUACAGCAUGGUCAGGAUGUGAAUGUCGAGAUUAAACAGCACGACGAGAAAUACGUCAAACCAAAGCCCAAGUAUAAGCCCUUCUCGGGAGCAGGACAACGACUUGGGAGCCCAACUCCUGGCAUUCGAACCCCUACUCCCUCCUCCACCCCUCCCUCUACCCAGCCCAGCGAGCCUGUCCAUCCCCAUGUGGAUGAGUCGCAGCCUACAGUGACUCUUCAAAUCCGACUGGGAGAUGGCACCCGGCUGACGUCUCGGUUCAACACAACCCACACGAUCGGCAAUGUCUACGAUUUUGUGACCGUCGCUAGCGCUUCCAGCCAGACCCGAUCUUGGGUGCUCUUGACGACAUUCCCCAGCAAAGAGCUGAGUGACAAGACCGCGCUCCUGGGAGACCUGGUAGAAUUCAAGCGAGGAGGGGUCGUGGUCCAGAAGUGGCAAUAGAUUCGUACUCUAGAAUUGAGAUCAUAUGUCUAAUCUCACUCCCGGCUAAUGGUCCAGUCUUGAUGAUACCUGGUAGUUCUGAAUCAGAGACUUGGAUCUGAUAGUGAGCUCGAGA